Messenger RNA from Neoarthrinium moseri, 1767 nucleotides. RefSeq lists its product as uncharacterized. The transcript is spliced from 7 exons. NCBI's taxonomy places the organism in Eukaryota, Fungi, Ascomycota, Sordariomycetes, Amphisphaeriales, Apiosporaceae. The record is from RefSeq and is a predicted model, not a curated record. The coding region runs from base 1 to 1767 and encodes 588 amino acids.
AUGCGAACUUCUACCCGUCGUGGUCGUUUCUUCAAUCGAGCGGGGCUCAGCGAUAGCUGGAAUCGUGCAGUAGGUGCUGUAAGCGACAUGGUUGAAAGACGAGAUCCUGCGAAGGGUCACAUAUCCGACUUGGCACGGCGAUUACAAGAGGCAAUUGACCAGCACUGGAGAACUCGGCAUCAAAGCCGGUAUCAGGCAGUCAAAGUACUGCUCACCCAUUGGGCAGAUACUGACGAUCCUAGCUUUAGAGCGGACGAGGCCGCAAAGAGCCUCGCUGAGGUCUUCAGGAGGCUAUACAGCUUUGAUGUUCAGACCUGGCUAAUACCGACCGUCGACCAGCCGCAAUAUUUCUUAGCGGGGAAGUUGUCACAAUUCGUUCGAGAUCAUGGGAAAGAGGGUAAUCUGUUGAUAUUCUGGUAUGCAGGAUCAGCCAAAGAGACAGACGGCGGCAAAGGCCCCGUCAUGUGGAAGUGGGGGGCAGAGGUAAACUCGUUGAUAGUACCGCAGAUUCUCGGUUCUGCCAAGUCACAUGUCUUGACUCUCUACGACUGUGGUAGUAGUCUCCACGGCCAGGGUGUCUCGAACGCUCCAGUCUUUGAGCACCUCGGCGCAAGCGCAGAUGAGAGCGCUCUAAGCUUUGGUCGUCCUGGAUCAUUCACCAGAUCUCUCAUACGAAUCCUCGACAAACCAGAUACGGCUGCCUUUGGUAUCUGCGUGCUAGAUCUGCAUCGCAAGCUGGUCAACAGCGCCAAACGUCAUCAACCUGGUGCUAGCGCUGAAGAUGAUAAUAUGGCAACAGUGGAUCUUGGAAGCUCCGUGGGAGGCAAGCACAGCAGCCGUAACAGGCACCCCACGACAGUGCCACUCGAGUACACCAACUACAGUAACCCUGAGAACCCAGCGACGCCCAGCACAAACGGGCAGCCACCAUUGCUCUCGCCUCUCAAUACCCACCACCUUCCUUCUGCCAUGUCCCAUGACCUCUCUGCUCGCAGCGUGCCAUCCACAGCCAUGUACACUCAUCUUCCGCUCCGUGUCUACUGCAACCAAGAUCAGAAGAAAUGGGCGGGACGUGGCCGAAUCAUCCACCUCGCCAGGAUCAAGACAGUCUCGACCAGGGAGCGUCUCGAUCACUUCCUCCGGCAAAAGGGCGUUGCGCCAUGCGAGCUUCUGUGGCCUGAGACCGAGUCGCCCAACCAACUCAAAUUUUGGUGCAGAAUGAAAUUCGGGUGCGCUGGUGAUGCGGCGGCGGCCGUCACCGCCCUGGAUGGAGCGUAUUUCGAGAAACAAAAACUCCAAGCCGGAAUACCACGUGGCGUUGCCCUGUAUCCCUCGGUGGCUCACCAUUUCCCAGCAGUUCCGGUCCGCGAGAGGGGCUCGACUAGUUCAAUUGCUUCAACCCCAGAGCCUGCGCCAGUAUCGACGUCCGGAAUACCGAGUACUGCACUCUCGGGUGAUGGCUACAACUACAAAGCUCCAGUUGCUCCGAUCAUGCAACAUGGGCCUGUGACACGUACGAAGCGAGCUCUCAGCGCUGAUGCCUCUACGAACACGGUCCAUCAUGGGCCAAGCGAACCAAAGAGGGUGAAGCUCUCGCCAGCAUAUGGGGGGCCUGCUGAACAUGGUUCACGUGUACAUCAGCUCUGGGAUCGCGACAAGCCUGACACGCGCGCUCCUCGGGACGAGUACGUGACUAUGAUUCAGAAAAUCAAGGUUCCCGCGAGCGCUGUUGCGCACUGGGAGACCCAAGGCUGGACACAAGAGUAG